AAUUCGACUGAGCCGCCAGCGCCGUUGCCGGUGAACGGUUCGCAGCCGACGACUGGCUCAAGCACGACGAACGGCACGUCUCCCGUCUUCGCUCCGUGCGCUCUAUACAACCGUGGUUUCUUUGCUGAUGUUGUCAGUUGGACUGCAUAUCUCGAGAGGUCGUCCUGUCGCCCUGCCAGACUAUCGACAACACAACAUGCGUCUGCAACGACCAAGGGUUCUACAAGCAAGUGGAGAAAUGCAUCAUGGCGGGAUGCACUCCACGAGAAGGAAUUGGUGAGCAGGACAACAUCCCUCUUCCUUCCCGAACGCCAUUCCCUCGUGCUUAUGCGCUGCACAACAGCUACGCAGAAGGCCAAGGCGGAUUACUGUCACGACCCCGUUCGCUCGCAAGUAAAAAUGCUCUACGGACUUCGUUCGCUAGAGAUAGCCGCCUGGUUUCUGGUUUUGUUUCGAUUUUACGCUCGCUGGGCUACACGAUUACGAUACGGGUGGGACGACUAUCUCUUUUUCGUUCAAGAACCGCUCUACUUACUGCAGCUGGGACUUACGAAAAUUUCCAUCCUAUUUUUGUACUUGCGAAUCUUCCCCGGCCGACGCUUCAAAAGAAUCACAUACGCCUUUAUCAUCUUCGUCGCCGGCACCACGGCUGCCCUUGUUGGCGGAUCCAUCGUCGAAUGCUGGCCCAUUGGAUAUUUCUGGGAGGCAUGGAAUACAGAAUAUCUGAUCCACACCACCAAAUGUCUCAACUUGACGGCGGCGGUGUUUGUCGCUGCGGGAGCUUCCAUAUUUCAAGACAUCGUUAUGAUUAUUCUUCCCAUACCGCCCUUGCUAAAAACGCAACUACCAAGAAAGGACAAGAUAGGAGUCUCUAUCAUGUUCAUUCUUGGUCUCCUCAUCACUGGCGCAAGUUGCUUUCGCAUGCAAUAUAUCAACGUCGCAUACUCACCCAAUCCUUUUUGGGACUUUGAGCCAGCCUUGCUUUGGUCUCUUGUCGAACUUGCGAUGUCUUUCCUCGUCACAAUGGGCCAAGUGGGCACAUGCAAAGCAAUGGACGAUCCCGUUUUAGGACUGCGCUGGCAGGAAGAGGGCAAAGAAGAGGAAACAACAACCUGA
Messenger RNA from Colletotrichum gloeosporioides, 1116 nucleotides. RefSeq lists its product as uncharacterized. Lineage: Eukaryota; Fungi; Ascomycota; Sordariomycetes; Glomerellales; Glomerellaceae. The transcript is spliced from 4 exons. The record is from RefSeq and is a predicted model, not a curated record. The annotation marks the transcript as partial.